GGAGCGGAGUCCCGGGGCACCCCCCGUGGGCGGGCAGCCGUUUUCCCCGGUCAUCGGUGGUCCUGUAGCGGGGAGGGGUGAAGCGGGUUUGGGUUGUUGUGUCCCUUGCAGGGAGGACACUGUAGUCUGAGGCUGCUCCCGGCAGAGCUCUGCAAGGCGGGGCACGACGCCGCCCCGCCCCCGGCGCAGCGUGACCUUCGCCGGCCGCCGUAGCCGUGAGGCGCUGGGACAUGGCGGCGGCGGCGGCUCGUGGGGCCGUGGCGGGGUUCCUGGGGCGCUGGGCUUGCUGGGCCGCCCGCUGCCCCGGCGCGGGGCGGGCUCUUUCCGGCCUCUCCGCCCGGCACGUUAGGGAGGUGCGGGCAUCGGCUCCGGCCCCGCUGUGGAGAUCGCGGCUGCUCUGGGGGAACCAGCCCGGGGCAGGCAGCUCCUCGGUCCUCAGCAGUGUCACAUCUCUGCUUCCAAGCCUGCUUCAGCAACCAGCGAGAACACUCACUUACUACAGCUUACGGAAUGGAAAGAGGAAAACGGUGAAAGCUGUCAUUGAUAGGUUUCUCAGGCUGCACAAUGGCCUUUGGGUUAGGAGAAAGGCUGGUUAUAAGAAGAAGCUGUGGAAGAAGUCAGCUGCCCAGAGGAAGCGUUUGAGAGAGCUGGUGUUGUGCACUAGAACGCAAUGUAAACUCCUUGACAAAAUGACCACUUCUUUCUGGAAAAGAAGAAAUUGGUAUGUUGAUGAUCCCUACCAGAAGUACCACGAUCGCAUGAAUCUUCGCGUGUAGAAAUCUGAGUUUCAUUUUGGCAUCUCUUCAGACAAGAGGUGGUGGUACGGUUUUAAUUUUAGGACAUAAAUCUGUAAUACCUGUUACUUUUCUAAAUAAACAUAUGCAUACCAUCUGAUCAGAAUUAUGGGUAUCAAUGCUACAAAUAAAGGAAUAUUCAAGAUUA
Chroicocephalus ridibundus (black-headed gull) is the source of this 942-nucleotide messenger RNA. RefSeq names its product mitochondrial ribosomal protein L35 (gene MRPL35). Gene Ontology annotation, cellular component: ribosome; mitochondrion. Lineage: Eukaryota; Metazoa; Chordata; Aves; Charadriiformes; Laridae. Bases 231 to 776 code for a protein of 181 amino acids. Gene Ontology annotation, molecular function: structural constituent of ribosome. Gene Ontology annotation, biological process: translation. The transcript is spliced from 4 exons. The record is from RefSeq and is a predicted model, not a curated record.